Neoarius graeffei (lesser salmon catfish) is the source of this 1461-nucleotide messenger RNA. RefSeq lists its product as uncharacterized. The transcript is spliced from 8 exons. NCBI's taxonomy places the organism in Eukaryota, Metazoa, Chordata, Actinopteri, Siluriformes, Ariidae. The record is from RefSeq and is a predicted model, not a curated record. Bases 1 to 1461 code for a protein of 486 amino acids.
AUGGCAUCCAGGAGUUAUUGGACUAAAUGCAGACGCACAUUAAGAAUCCUUCAGUCUUUUGAGUCACAUUCUGACAAUGGAGGAGAUAUUUUGGAUGCUGUUGACCGUGACAUCAGUCAGGCCCCGAAUGACAGUGCUGAGGAGGAAGACGAUGUUUUCAUGGACUGCACAAGUUCAUUUGAUGACUGUAACGAUAAGAGAGUUGAUGGCAUGACCUCAGAUGGUGACUAUGAAGACAGUGACUCAGAGGAUGUUUGUGAAACUGAUGAAGAUAGUGAAGAUGAAUGUUCAAAAUUGACAAAUGUUCUUUGUGACUGGGCUCUGAGGAACAAUGUGCCACAGAACACCUUUUCUGAUCUUCUUAGUGUGCUACAGGAGUUCCAUCCAAGCCUGCCAAAGCAAGCUCGAACCCUGCUAAAAACAGCUAAAAUAGCAGCCAAUGUAAAGAACAUAAAAGGAGGGGAGUAUUUACACAUUGGCAUUCUCAAAUACCUCCAGACAAUCGCAACAGAUGCUCUCCACAAUGUUAAUGACUAUGAAAAGACGAGAAAAAAGGCCAAAAUGGCAGAAACACAUUUAGCUGUCGCCAGUGAGCCUGAGGAGUUGGAGAGAUGCCAGCGUUCAAGACAACCAACGAAACGUUACAUCACCCUGCCUGAGCCUGGACCAAGUAGACCAUUGCCACCAGUUCCACCAGCAGCGAUGAACCUGACUCUUAUGAGCCCACCCCCACCACCUUCACCAGUGAGGCAGCCAUCAUUGUCCUCAUCAAGUUCACACUCAGGCCAAGCCCAUCACAUGGACACCCAGCUGUUGAGCCCACCUCAACCCCUCCCAAUUCACCCCCCUUUGAGGCAGCCAUCAUCAUCCUCAAGAAAUCCAUCUGAACAAGUGGACGACCAACUUAGUCCACCCCUCCCUAUUUACCCACCUGCAAGGCAGCCAUCAUUAUCCUCAGGCCUUGAGAGAUAUUUGGUCUCUACGCUGGAGGAGAUUAAGGAUAGGCUGUCUGCAUUGGAGCGGACGGUGACAAUGUUGGCCAGAUCAGGCAGCAACAAACACGCAAAGCUGCCAGACAACUUGGAGCUACCUCUCCAGAACUUCCAGGACCUCAAUGGACUGGAGGAAAAACUGGAGGACAGCCCCUACCAAAAAGAAUUGACUGCUUAUCUGGGGACAAUUGGUGGUGCCACUGUCCAGGCCACAACCAGGAGGGUCCUGGCCACCGUUUUCGGCCAUUCAUUGGCCAUGACCAUCAAUUGGAAUGGGUGCAAUGACAAAAGGGCAUUCCGGGACCUAAAAUUAAAGAGGGUAGUUGUAGAUGCUGUUAGGAGAGGCUCAAUGGACUCCCCACCAGCAGCACAGAUUGAGGACGAGGUGAAGGUGUGGUUCCGGAAUGCCCUAGAUAGGGCGGGUGGCCGUAGGCAGCGGUACAUUCGAGUUGCAGCACAGGACGUUUAA